Messenger RNA from Brassica napus (rape), 1603 nucleotides. Its product is annotated as probable disease resistance protein At1g52660. The transcript has 2 exons. The record is from RefSeq and is a predicted model, not a curated record. The coding region runs from base 41 to 1168 and encodes 375 amino acids. Gene Ontology annotation, molecular function: ADP binding. NCBI's taxonomy places the organism in Eukaryota, Viridiplantae, Streptophyta, Magnoliopsida, Brassicales, Brassicaceae.
AACCCAUUUUCAAGAAUCCACUUUGAGAAAAACUUGAAAAAUGGGAAAAGAUCUCAAGAGUUUGGUUAGAUGCAUGUACACUGGGAAGCUCAACGAUAAUGUGAGGAAGCUAAAGAUCGCAACCGAAGAACUCAAAGAUAUUGGGAACAGCGUGAUGAAAAGGGUCAAGAUUUGUGAAGAGCAGCAACAGAUGAAGCGGUUAGACAAAGUCCAAUCAUGGCUUAGACAAGCCGACAUUGUUAUAAAAGAAGCAGAAGACUUGUUCUUGACGUCUUCUUCUUCGAGCCAAGGGUUGUUAUCUUCAAGCCACAAGAUGGAGAAGAAGAUUUGCAAGAAGCUGAAAGAAGUUGAAGAGAUUAAGAGCAGAGGUAUGUUUGAGGUUGUUGCUGAAAACGUUGGAGGUGGAAGCGGCUCCACGGUUAAGACUAACGAUGAGGAGACAGUAGGGUUAGAGGCGGUUUCUGGUUUGGUUUGGAGGUGUUUGACGAUGGAAAACACAGGGAUUAUUGGGUUGUAUGGUCUGGAAGGUGUUGGAAAGACUACGGUUUUAACUCAGGUUAAUAACAGGUUGCUUCAACAGAAAGCAAAUGGAUUUGAUUUUGUUUUGUGGGUGUUUGUGUCUAAGAAUCUGAAUCUUGAAAAGAUUCAAGACACGAUUAGGGAGAAGAUUGGGUUUUUGGAUAGGACGUGGACGAGUAAGACCGAGGGAGAGAAAGCUGCCAAGAUCUUUGACAUUUUGAGUAAGAGACGUUUUGCAUUGUUUCUUGAUGAUGUUUGGGAAAAAGUUGAUCUAGUGAAAGCUGGAGUUCCACCUCCGGAUGCGCAGAACCGAUCCAAGGUUGUGUUCACAACUUGUAGUGAAGACGUUUGUAAGGAGAUGAGUGCACAGACGAAGAUUAAAGUGGAGAAAUUAGCGUGGGAGCUAGCUUGGGACUUGUUUAAGAAGAAUGUUGGAGAAGAUACUGUGAAGAGCCACCCGGACAUAGCAAAGGUGGCUCAAGAGGUUGCAGCCAAAUGCGACGGUCUUCCUCUGGCUUUGGUCACCAUUGGUCGAGCCAUGGCCUCCAAGAAAACACCACAGGAGUGGCGUGACGCUUUAUACAUCUUGAGUAACUCUCCUCCUAAUUUCUCAGGUACACAAUUUUGUAAACUUAUCAAACUUUUUUAGUCAGUACAUAUUUUGUAUAAUUGGUUUUUACUAAUUAUCAUUUUAUUGGGUUGUAAUAGUUCUCAAGUUACUGGACAGGAACUAGGUGAAGAAAUAUUGAGAUGAUAUUCUAUUUUGGAGUGUUUAAAGUUACUGGCUAGGUUUCUUUUGAAGAAAUUGUUUGAUUUUUGUUUUAAUAAUUGUGUAUUUAUUUUGUAAUUUUCCCAACUAUUUUAUAUAUGAAUGAAUGUUCUAUUGUCAAAACAACAACAAAAAAAUCUAAUUGACUCCAAUUUAGUGAAACAGAAAAUGAUUAUAUCAUGUCUAUGUUGAGAAAAAAACAUAGACGCAUACACACAAAAAACAGAGGAAUAAGAAUUCGAAGAUGUUUUUGUGACAGCCAAUGAUUUUCCAAAACAUUUUCUUGAAUCCUGAUAUUUUAGAUUUUUCAUAAAA